AUGCUGCGGCUGCUGGUGGCGCUGUUGGCUGCGGCGCAGGCCGAGCUCCACGCAGAUCAGCUGGGCCCCUCCGUGCAGGACGUGCAGAAGAACGCGCACAACACGACGCACAACACUUCGCACAACACUUCGCACAAGAUCUCCGACUCGGACGGUCACAACGCCACGCAUCACGCGCUUUUCAAGGCUUUCGACAAGGCAUCCGAUCUGGCUUCGGACAAGACUUCACAUGAGUCGAAGGAGGUAGCAAAAGAGGCGGAGCUGGCAGUAGAGACGGUGGCGGACGCCGCAGCGGAGGUGGCUCAGGAGACGGCGGCAGAGACCGCCAACGAGGCGCAGAACGAGGUCGCAUCGGAGGCCACGAAGACGCAGGAGGUGGCUGAGGAAAAGGAGCGGGCUCUCAGCAAAGCGGCCCUGCGCCGGGAGAGGCAGAAGCACCGCCAGCACCAGGAGCACCAGCAGGUUCUUGAAGAACGCCGGGCCAUACGGGCGCGGAGGAUGGCGGAGCGGGAGGAGAGGCGUCAGAUGCAGAUCCCAAUCAAGGACAGCAUCAUAAAGCUGGAUCCUCGACUGGCGGGCGUGAAGAUCAACCGGCUGAUCGACGGCUUCCUCUCUGCCCAACCCGUGGCCGUCAACUCCGACAUCUCGCAGAAGCGCCCGCUGGUCUUCAUGCAUCAGGCCAAAUCCGGUGGCACUUCCCUCAGGCAGUCGUUGCACCAGGCUGCACAUAAUCUCGGGCUGAAAACCUACAUCCCCUGCCACGAUGUCGACUGCCAGGAGUACAACACCGUGGGCCACAAAGCUGCCAUCUACGGCGGGCACUUCUGCUGGACCUCUUUGGCCAAAGACUUCGCAGCCCGUGGCGUAAACGACUUCUCCUGUGUGACUAUCUUCAGGGACCCGGUGCCCCGGGUCCUGUCCUGCUACUCCUACCGCCUUGUGGGGAAGCUGGGUUCCGCCCCCACUUGUGUGGCCGACGUGCCCCCGGAGAAGCUGAAGAGCGAGCUCGUGGGCCACGCCUGUGUCGACGAGCCCUUCCGGAGGAUCGGAGACUGCAACGCAGCAGGUGAAAUCGAGCACUUUCACACGAAUCAGGAGCGCGUGCAAGGCUGGAGCCUAACCUUGGGGCACCUGUCGAAGUGCGUUCCCUUGAUCAUCGAGGAGCCUGAGUCGUACAAGGUUGCUGCCGCCGCAUUCCCGCAACUGGCACGCGCUUUCCUCGACCUGGGGGAGGUCAAGCUGAACGCGAACAAGCAGUACGACAGCCAGUGCCACCCAACGCCUUCGCACCUUCGGGCUGUCCGCGCGGUGACGUCGCAAGAGUCUAGGAUCUACAGGGCUGCCAGAAAGCGAAUGUGGCAAUUGCACAGGCUCCUGGUGAAGUGA
Molecule: messenger RNA, 1386 nt
Organism: Symbiodinium natans
Lineage: Eukaryota; Dinophyceae; Suessiales; Symbiodiniaceae
Source: the annotation of a GenBank genome assembly